Babjeviella inositovora NRRL Y-12698 is the source of this 642-nucleotide messenger RNA. RefSeq names its product ribosomal protein P2 (gene RPP2B). Gene Ontology annotation, cellular component: cytosolic large ribosomal subunit; ribosome. The coding region runs from base 182 to 508 and encodes 108 amino acids. The transcript has a single exon. Gene Ontology annotation, molecular function: structural constituent of ribosome. Gene Ontology annotation, biological process: cytoplasmic translational elongation. The record is from RefSeq and is a predicted model, not a curated record. Lineage: Eukaryota; Fungi; Ascomycota; Pichiomycetes; Serinales.
GCGAAACCUUGCAGGCUUUUCACUUCCCUAUACAAACUCGUGCCCAACCUCCUUUUGGUGUAACCACCAAACAUUCUGCUUGUAGUCUCUUACCAAAGGAUAGUCUGCUCAAUAUAUACAAAAAGAAAUCUUUUUCUAUAUUACCCCAGCUUAAACGUGAUUAUUCUAUACAUUAAACAAAAUGAAGUACUUAGCCGCUUACUUAUUAUUGCAACAGGGUGGUAACGCCUCUCCAUCUGCCGCCGACAUCAAGGCCUUGUUGGAAACUGUCGGUUCCGAAGUUGAAGAAUCCAGAUUGGCUUUGUUGUUGAAGGAAAUCGAAGGUAAGUCCGUCGCUGAGUUGAUUGCCCAGGGUAACUCCAAGUUGGCCUCUGUCCCAACCGGUGGUGCUGCUGCCGCCUCUUCUGGUUCCGCCGCUGCCUCUUCUGGUGCCGCCGCCGCCGAGGAAGUUGUUGAAGAAGCCAAGGAAGAAUCUGAUGACGACAUGGGGUUCGGUUUGUUCGAUUAAACGUAUUAGUAUGAAUUUUCCAAUCCAUAUUUCUACUUAAUCCGAACAUAUCCUUAUUUUCAAAACGCUCCAAAUUCCUAAUCUAAGCGUAUACCGAAUGGGCUAACGGCUCGUCUUUUUAAAUAAAGGCUGAG